AUGACUGAAGAUCAGACUGCCGAAGAACAAAAGAAGGAGGAACAUACAAAGAGCACAAUGUUCCUGUACGCAGACACGACAACCCUGACUGCUGAGAAUGUGACAGGUCUGCUGUACCUGGCCAAGAAAUACGCUGUGGGGAGUCUAGAGCGUAUGUGUCUAACUUUCCUGGAAUCGUCCCUGACGGCAAAGAACGCCUGUGUCAUCUUGGAACAAGCCCACGUCUUUGACGAGGAGAAGCUUUUUGACAGGGCUCUGGAGCUUGUUGUCAAACAUGGUGCUACCACUGUUAAAAGCUCUGGCUUCACAUCACUUUGUGCUUCUUGUUUUCAUAAAGUUGUAAGCGCAGAUGAUUUCUUAACAAAUGAUGAAACAAGUUUCAAUGCUGCCCUCUCGUGGGCUGAGACAGAGUGUAAACGCCAAGGAAGGGAGAUAACUCCAGAAAACAAACGUCUUGUUCUGGGAGAAACCGUGUACGAGCUUGAUUUUACCGCAAUGGGAACGAAGGCUUUCGCGAAAGUAGUUGUACCGUCUGGAAUAUUAUCGGGCGACGAAUGUACCAAGUUGUUGUGUCACAUGAUCUUACCUGGUACCGAUGUGGCACCCUUCAAAAUAAAGCCAGAACUUGACUCGUGGGUCACUCUGUAUGCAGAUCGAAUUGACAGGGAUCCAAGUAAGAUUGACUCUAACCUCCUCAUCAUCACAUGCAGCGACGACAAGCGCCUACUUGGUUUCUUAGCAUAUGGUGAUGACAGCUGCAAAUAUAGCAUUUGUCUUUAUCGAGAACAGGAUAAAAAAGAUGGGUAUUAUGGUACUAUUAAAACCUGGGUCAAAAGAAAAGCAAGUGUAUCAUUUGUGGUGAUGAGAAGCUUUGCCAACGAAGUCCAACUGAAGGUGUCAGAGGCAUUGGUUCUAGAAAAGUUAUGCAGGUAUAAAAUUGAAGUUACAAGAGAGUCAAAUAAAAGUGCAUUCUCAGGCCCCUCCGUAUUCAGUAAUAUCACAGUUGGGAACUGCCAGAUAUCAAUUACAGAAGAACGUGGCCCGGGUCUCUGA
Haliotis rubra (blacklip abalone) is the source of this 1053-nucleotide messenger RNA. RefSeq lists its product as uncharacterized. NCBI's taxonomy places the organism in Eukaryota, Metazoa, Mollusca, Gastropoda, Lepetellida, Haliotidae. The record is from RefSeq and is a predicted model, not a curated record. The transcript has 2 exons. The coding region runs from base 1 to 1053 and encodes 350 amino acids.